GACCCCGAGAUUCAUCCGGGGCGCCCCGGGAGCGAAGGCUGCGGGCCACCACCACUCCCCCUCUGCUCGCCUUUGCCCGGCGCUGGCGGUCCCUGCCGAAGGGACCAACAGCAGCCGGCAUCCAGGUCGCGAGCGCCGAGCCGGGGUGCGGAGGGGCGGCGGCGGAGUCGGGCUAGAGCGGGUGGGCCCGAGGCUGGCACCCCGAGGGCAGCGGCGAGGCCACACUGCCAAGAUGUGAAAGUAACGAAAGGACACAUAAAAUAAUAAAAAUGCUCUUGAGCCAGAAUGUGUCGGUGACUGGACCACUGAAUUUGUAUCCCGUGGUGCACAUCAGCCUCGUGUUUGGCAUUUCGUAUGUUGUGUCUGAUUUUUCAGAUGAACCUUGCACUUUAAAGAUGAGAUUCCGAAAUUUGCAGUCAAUCUUAUCAUGGGAAUUAAAAAACCAUUCAGUUGUACCAACUCACUAUACAUUAUGGUACACAAUCAUGAGUAAACCAGAAGACAUGAAGGUCGUCAAGGACUGCAUAAACAUCACAAGAUCGUUCUGUGACCUGACACGCGUGUGGGUAAACACGACGGACAUGUACAUCUCCCGAGUGGUUGGAUUCAGAGAGAAGGCAGAGCUGGUCAGUUGCAUGGGCUCCUUCUUCCUGGAGUCAGACAGGCCUUUGGACCCACCAGAGUUUGAGAUUGUUAGUUUUACAAACCACAUCAGUGUGAAUGUGAAAUUUCAAUCCGUCGAUCCCAGGAUACUAAGUGAAGAAGAAUUACAGUUUUACUUAGCAUUUAUCGAAGAGCAUGCAGGGAACAGUGUUAAGAGGUAUCAACCCCAAAUAACUGGAAACAUCACUGAAAAUUUCAAUUAUAUCAUCGACAAGUUAAUUCCAAACACAAACUACUGUGUAUCUGUUUAUUUUGAGCCUAAAGAUCCAAGAAAAAUUAACAGAUCUCCCUUAAAAUGUACUCUCUUUCAACCCAGACGAGAAUCAGAGUCAUCAGAAUCUGCUACAAUAGGAGGAAUAAUUAUUCUGUUUUUAAUAACUGCUAUCUUCAUAAGCACUGUAAUGAUACUGAAACGGAUUGGUUAUAUAUGCUUAAGAAAUGAUUUCCCCAAAGUUUUGAAUUUUCGUAAACUGUCAGUCUGGGUGUUUCCCGAGCUGCCUUCGUUGGAAAAAGUGGCUACCGUGGAGGUCAUUCACAUCAACAGAAAAAAGAAAGUGUGGAAUUAUAAUUAUGACGAUGAAAGUGAUGUUGAAAAUGAGGCAGCUCCCUGCGUAAAUUCAGGCGGUUACACCAAGCAUGGACUAACGGGCAGGUUGUGUCCAGCUUCCACCACUUCUGCCAGCUUGGAGGACUGCAGUGACCCCAGCGCCGAGGAGCCGUACCUGCCUGAGCCCAAGGGGAACGCUGAGACCCCCAUGGCACCAGGGCCCGGCCCCUGGCAGUCGGAAGGCACAAGUGGGGGCUACCAGACGAGAGGGACUCUGCAGCAGGACCCCACUUCCGAGGAGGACAGUGACUCCACGGAGAGAUCUGAGGGCAGAAUUGUCUUCAACGUGAAUCUGAACUCUGUGUGUGUGAGAGCCCUCGAGGACGACAAGGACUCAGAAGUCACUCUAAUGUCCCCGUCUCGUCCAGAAGAGACAGUCAUGCUGGAGGACCUCAACGAGACAGAAUCUAGCCUUUUGGUGGCCAGUGAAGAUAGGACACAGCCGCCCUUCACCAACCCCUCUAUGGAGUACCUGAGGCCCCAAGAUGCUCCUUCUGAUCAAAGUGACACUUCCGAGUCAGAUGUUGACAUGGGGGAUGGAUAUAUAGUAAGACAAGUGAAUCUAAAAAAAUUUAAUUACCUUGGACACACGCUGCCUCCAGGCCUCACCCCCCACCCCCAGGCACCUGCACUUGCUCCUUUGGGGUCUCCAAGUGUUCUCCCUGGGGAGGAGUAGGAGACUGGUGACAUCAUCUAUGCAGUGUCUCACUCUGGGGGAAGGGGAGGUGGGAAGCAGAGUAUUCUGAUAUUAUUCAGUGCGUUGUUUACCUGUUCAAGGCAAUUUGCCUUGAUGGGAAAAAUGCCCUGCCCGUUCCCUUUCCUCUCAUGGAUGUCUAAUGUUUCUGCAUCGUGCUUCCCAGAGUAAAGAACAAGGCUCCCUGUGGUUUCCAGGGGAUGUUCCAGGGCCCUAUAAGAUUUCUGGGGAAUUAUUAAAUCGGGUCAGUGUGGAGCAGGGAGAGAAAAGGAAGACAUUCAGCAGAGUUCAUAGCAGGGGCAGUCAGCAGUGGUUUUUUUUCCCCCCACAGGCUUGAGGAAAUACCAGAAAAGACACAGAAAAAGAGGAGGGAGGGCGGGCAGUUACAAAGCAAGGACAUGCACGAGGCAAGCACAUGCUCUGGGUUGGGACUGGAAGAAAGGAAGACCCAGCCAAGUCUGGGGCACCCCCGGACAGUAUUGUGUCGCCUACACCCUUGAGAGUUCAACUCUCAGCCCCUGGUCCAGCCCUCCUCAAUCUAGUGAGGAAGACAGACACACAUGUAAUGACUCUGGUGCCAGACGGGUGACUAACAGAGAAACAUUUGCAUGAGGGAGAGGGUCUGUGUCAUGUUUUAAGGUGUAAUUUUGUACAGUGGUUGGUAAAAAAUAAAGUUUAUACUUUUUAAUAUAAA
Dama dama (fallow deer) is the source of this 2658-nucleotide messenger RNA. It is a transcript of the gene IFNAR2, whose product is annotated as interferon alpha and beta receptor subunit 2. The transcript has 9 exons. Gene Ontology annotation, molecular function: interleukin-22 receptor activity; protein binding. Bases 270 to 1946 code for a protein of 558 amino acids. NCBI's taxonomy places the organism in Eukaryota, Metazoa, Chordata, Mammalia, Artiodactyla, Cervidae. The record is from RefSeq and is a predicted model, not a curated record.